AUGCGCAACUACUGUGGUUUGGUUCUGAGUAAUAAACAGUACGUCAGUUUAGGGACUUCUAUUGAAAAUAAAAACGUAUUUAACUACGGACGUGAUACUGAAUUUAUUAAAGAAAAAUUAUGGUUCGCUUUAGGAUACGAAUCUUCGUUUCUGUUAGUCGUUGACCGAGGACUGGAAUGCGUUGCUCACGCCAUUGGAAGUGGAUUAUUGUAUGAUUGUCAAAACAUUGAUAUGGAUACGUGGGAUGCUUCCACGUUUUAUGAUUUUGCACAAAAUAUAAUUUAUGGAAAUGUCGAAAGAAUCAGGAUUUGUAAUAUGGUACGUGAUACACUUUCGCUGCUACCAAUGCACCGAUGGUGCAGCGCAGAACUUGAAUCUGUAUUUCAUCCCAAUAUCUGGAAAAACGCUAGUGAAAUCUGUGGCAUUGCACCACUGGGACUACAUAUAGGAUGGGACGGAAAAACGGCUGGGACAUUUCCAUCCGUCAUGACGAAUGAUGUAAGUGCAACCUUUAUUAAAGAAGCUAUUAAAAUACCCGAUUUAGGAAUAAGAAAAUUAUUUUCAAUUUCGCUCCCAAUAUUCAUACCCGGAGCGGAUAUUAUAUACAUUGGAUCUGCACCUGGAGUAGGGUGGUUCGCAGCUAUGAAAGUUACCGGCUUCCAAGGCCGCAUCUUGUCAUUCGAUCCUCGCCCCCUAGACGAGGACAUUAUGUCACCUCAAAUAAACCAUAAAUUACUCAAGAUUACUAGCUUUGAUGAUUUAUUACCAGAACUAGAUGAAAUUAAGAAAUACAUCUUCGUAUGGGACGUUCGUAACGACAUGCCUCAAGAUUGCGCGGAGCGUGAACGUCUUCUUACGUCUGAGAUUGCAAUAUUAACACGCAUUUUGAUGCAUGAAACUUUUCCUAAGCGAGUUUUUCUCGUGCAAAUAAAGGUUAACUUACAUGCCCUCUCUCUAUAUACUUUACCGGAGUGUGGCUUAUUUUACCCACAGCCAUAUACAUUAUCACGAGACGUACUCGAAACACGCUUCAUUGCUUAUAUACCAGACUACGAAGUUAACAUACUGUGUCUGGCUCCGGAUAGCGUAUCAAACUUCUCUCAGACAAUGUAUGCUCUUAAGGAGAAAUACACGAGCGGCACGCUCACAGAUACCGAUCUUUUUGUAAACUUCCUUACUACGCGCUAUAGGCGUUGCGAUUAUAUAGUUGAGAAACCAAUAAUAUCGUGCCUGCACGAGAUCGUCCUAUUUUCAAUAAAUUGUAAUACUCCCGAGAAGGUAAUUAGGUACCUCGAGGCUCUUAAAUCUCGAGUGACUCACUUCCUAAUUAGCUUCUUUACUGGAGCAGCAUUAACCAAAAAUGAAUAUCCGUUCCCUGAAGGUGAGCUUUGCAGACGUGUCGACGAGUGGAGCGUCGGCACAUUAGCGGGUGAGCGAGUCUAUAGCAAACUCACCGGCAAUGACCCAAACUCACAUUCCGAGACUGUGCACACCAUAUUAUCAGAUUGCAUCACCCGUGAACACGUCGGGGAAGAGAUAAAACGCUUUUUGGAGUCGAAUUACGGUACUUUAACUCCUCUUAAACGCUUACCUUCGAGAGGGUCCAGACGUGAUCAAGUCGAGUGGCCUCUCAACCCAAGUCCCGUUGAGGCGGCUGCGCGAAUAUAUGAUAAGGAGCGAAGUAGAAACGCCAGCACUGACUGGUGUAGAUAUUUCCUACAAAAUAAUUCCGGCCAUGAUGUCUGGCGCACUGGAAUUGCGGUACUCCAGGCCGAUAACGUAUCACGUGAUACCAUUGUACAUCAAGAAUAUGUUAAUGCAUUGGACGCAAAUUUUUCUGACCAUGACUCAAGUAAGCACACAUUAUUAGAAACUUUAUUAGCAUGCCUCCGUCUUCGAGAGCCUGAGACGGAUGCUGGUAUGUACUCGCUACUCCAUUAUUGGAAAAAUAAACAUCAUCCAGAAUACAGUAUUAUUCACAAGGCCUUCACUCGUCUAGAGGUAGAUACCUUAAAUUUUAUGGAAAUACUCUCAUUGAUGAAAGAUAUGCAUCAGUCUCUGCUUCUGAUUACAGAACUUGAGCCUGAGGAAGAUCAGAUCGUUUAA
Parnassius apollo (apollo) is the source of this 2106-nucleotide messenger RNA. Lineage: Eukaryota; Metazoa; Arthropoda; Insecta; Lepidoptera; Papilionidae. The record is from the annotation of a GenBank genome assembly.